AUGUCCCCUUUCUCUCUCUUCUCCCUCUUUGCUCUACUGGGCGUCGCCUCUGCCACCAUCCAGUUCACGGCGCCGCAGGCACAGGCGGUCCUCGACGCCGGCUCCCCCCUCGCCAUCGAGUGGUCAUACCCAGAGAACGCAACCUCGUACCUCGCCGGCAGUGAAUACAGCAUCUAUCUCUGCGCGGGAGGCAACGAUGGACUCUCCCACGAACGCGUGGCGCUGCUGCUGACGGAGAACAUAAUCGCCAACCCCAUCCAGACCUCUGCCCAGGUUGAUCCCAAUGUCGGAGGAGAAUAUCCCAAUGGCUACUUCCUGGAGGCGGUCAUCCACAUAUCCAAUGCGGUUCACGAGUAUUCAGGCCGCUUCACCCUCACCCAUAUGACCGGCUCAUUCUCUCCCACGGUGGAAAAGGGCCUUGAAUCCGUCUCCAAGGACGACGGACCUCCUUCUCUACUGCGUAUCCAGGAACGUCAGGUCCCUGACCCGGCCCCAGCUCCAGCUCCAGCUCCCGGUGCUGCUGUACCGCCGGCCGGAGCACCUCCAGUGCCAGGAGCCAACCCGCCAGCGCCAGCACCAGCACCGCCAGGAGGGAAACCACCGGCCGCAGUACCACCAGCAGCCGUACCCCCUCCAGCUGGAGUACCCCCUCCGGCUGGAGUGCCUCCUCCCGCCGUGCCUCCGCCAGCAGUUCCUCCACCAGCAGUACCACCACCGGCCGCAGAGCCACCGGUUGUCCCAACAAUUCCCUAUGCAGAACAGACGGGACUCACCAGAUACGCUCCCAUGCCAAUGCAUCCGCCAACCAAGAUAAGCCUCAAGUCCGCCAAACCACAAUUUCCUACCAGCGAUUACGUAAAGGCUACUACUUUCCUACCACGUCCCACUAUCAAGACUACCAUAUCUGUCUCAGUCGUUCUUACCGCAGAGCCCCAUGAAAACACCCACGCUCCUGCAGCAGUGGACGACGAUAUGGCAAAAUUCCUUAAAAGGUGGCAAGAUUGA
Molecule: messenger RNA, 1005 nt
Organism: Arthroderma uncinatum
Lineage: Eukaryota; Fungi; Ascomycota; Eurotiomycetes; Onygenales; Arthrodermataceae
Product: wiskott-Aldrich syndrome protein family member 2
Exons: 4
Coding region: 1-1005 (334 amino acids)
Biological process (GO): (1->6)-beta-D-glucan biosynthetic process; fungal-type cell wall organization; cell wall biogenesis
Cellular component (GO): extracellular region
Source: RefSeq, a predicted model, not a curated record